Molecule: messenger RNA, 1479 nt
Organism: Durusdinium trenchii
Lineage: Eukaryota; Dinophyceae; Suessiales; Symbiodiniaceae
Source: the annotation of a GenBank genome assembly
CAAGGGCAAGUUUGGCUCAAAUGGCAUCUCUUCGCCGGAAGCUUCAGGGCUCCACUACGUGCCAACCGUGGGAUCGGCUUGGGCACCAUGUGCUUUGGCCUGGUGCCCAUGGCUGUUUGGCUUUCCACUUGGUGAUGCUUGGAUGGUUGCUUUUCCCUGCACUGAGCCUAGAGGAUGCAACAUCCACAAGUGAUGAUGCUAGCGAGAGUAGCCAGGGCGCCACAGGGGAGGGAGACCGCCAAAGCGGAGAACAUCCCCCGGUCGCGUUGAGACUCUUCAGUCCAAUUAGAUCAACGUCACAGGAGGCCUUGAAAGCUGAAGUCAUUGCAGCAGAGGCUGCACUAGCCAUGCGGGCUGAGGUUGAUGCUUUGCUUUACUUUGCUGUACAAACCUGAUCUCUUUUUUUCAACUUCUUGAGCUUUAAGUUAUAUAUUAUGAUAUGUUAUGUCGAUUACUGUAUAGUAUAUUGUAUUAUAUGUUGAUCUCCCCAAAUCUGCGACAACUGAUGUUCUAUAAUGAUAAUGAUGUGCUUGUUCUUUUCCAGGCCAUUCCCAUUCUUUCGUCUCCUUCAGGAUGGCCUUCCAGUGGUGUACGAUUCCCCUGCGGUCUCCAUCUCCUUGCGGAAAGUGGAUCCCCAGACCUUGAUCCAGUCGGGUGCGCACGUGGAGGCGCCCGAUGGCGCCUCGAUCCAGAUCCCCGCCGAUCCUCGGGUGAAGGGCCGGCACGGAGGGCCGGUGACCAUUACGGUCACCAGCUACCAUGCGGGGGAUUCCAUCAAUAAGGACAUGCCACGGAUCAAGUAUGGAGCCGAAGGCAUACAGUUUCAGCCCCAAGAGUCGGACCAUCGAAGCGAGCAGAACGCGUCGUCCAGCGAGAGCCGCAAUGAGACGGUCAACAAGACAGAUCGCGUGGAUUUCUUCAUGACCAGGACCAGUGUCAAUUGGCGCGGGACGAUCGAUGUGAAAGUGCCAGGGCUGGCUGCUAACGUACCAGCACAUGACCGGCCAUGGACACCCUUCGGGGAGGAUGAGCGCUAUGCAGAAGACAAAGCAUCUGUGCGCACGGAACUGGAGCGAUUGGCGUCCUUGGAGCGCUCCGGCGAACGCUUGCGGGGAUACCGAAAGCUGGCGAUGCAAUGGCAUCCUGACAAGCAUCCACCCGAGGAACGAGCGAAGGCCACAGAAGUCUUUGAGUAUUUGCAGGAGCUUCGCUUGGCACUUGGCCUCUCCACCCGCAGCGAUGAGAGCUGAAUUCACACACCCAAGCACCACCUGGUGGAUAUCAUCAAAAGCGAUUUGCCACGAUCAUGAUGCCCAGCACCUUCAGAAAAAGAGCCCCCCAGUCCACGACCUGCGUCGAGACGCGGGGGGACGCGACGCUGCUUCCACGGACGUGAUGGGAGGAUACCGCGGGAGGGCAGAAGAUGCCCAGGGAUGGAUGAGGAGGCAGAGGAUGGUUUGCUUCGGACGAAGAGAAGGA